Messenger RNA from Prorocentrum cordatum, 6549 nucleotides. The record is from the annotation of a GenBank genome assembly. Lineage: Eukaryota; Dinophyceae; Prorocentrales; Prorocentraceae.
UGCCGUGGCCCAAGCAGAGCAACAAGAAGGAAGUCACCUUUGCCAUCGAGGACGGCAGCGAGGCCAGUGCCAGCCCCCUCCUCGAUCAGCUGCUGCCGAAGUACAUGGCCGCCCUGGGCGCCAAGCAGGACGACCAGGUCCAAGCCAUGCUGCUGGUCUGUCCCGAGCUGGGCGAGGCUGCGAAGCCACCGCCGCCCAAGGCGCCUGAGGUCUUGCUGGGACAGUAUGCAGCCGAGGCUGAGGUCAACCGCAUCACGAGUCCCAUCACGGCUGCGCAGAGAACGGCCAGUGGAUCUUCCCAACGGACCGACGGCGACAAGCCUGACAACGAAGGCUUCCACUUCCCAGAGCUCAUUGCCGAGGACGUCGAGCUCCUCACCCCCGAGCAGAAGAAGACGUACGAGGAGGCGCUGGUGCACGCGCAGCAGGCCCAGCAGGUCUACAAGUCGGCGGCGGACAUCGGCCAGAAGGCGCAGGAGGCGGCAAGCACGCUCAGGGAGCUCCGCGAGAAGGCCACCACGGCGAAGCGGCGCAAAGCCGACAGCGCCGCAGGCGUGGCAGCAGGAGCCCCAGCAGUACCACCUGAACGAGCAACUGGAGCUGGAGGAGUAGAAGAGGGGCCAGCAGCGGGACCUCCUGACUUCAGUGACCCGAAGAACGUGGACGCCUACAUCCAGCGCGCGGCGGCCAUCAAGGCCAGGGCAGCGGCGGCGGAGCGCAGCCACGUUUUCAUCUUCUUCGGGAGUGUGACCAGCUAUGGCCCCAAGAUCAAGAGGUUUAUCGAGCAGUCGCACUUCGAUCUCAUGGGCUUGGCUGAGCACCACCUGGCGCAAGUGAUGUGCCAGAGGGAGGAGAAGCGGCUGCGCAAUUUUGGACGAGGAUCUGAAGGGGCCUGGACUGCUGCAGCGGCAUCGAGGCGCUCGGACAAGGGCGCGCACGGGGGCGCGUGUUGGCUUCGCCGAGCUACCUACGCCACUAGCAUCCACCUGGAGGGCUCCAACGGCAAGAGUUUUUACCACGACAUGCUCAACGACAUUUCUGUGGUCUUGUGCACUAUGGAGAAGCAGAAGUCAGGGUGGUUGAAAGCGCUGGACGGCAACGUGUUUACUCCAGAAGGCGUCCAGAUAUCCUGCACCUCGGGCAAGGGCCGCAUGAAUGACUACGUGGUUGUGCCCGACCGUGUCCGCCCCUUCCUGGAUGGCGCCCACCCUGCCCAGGACCUGCCAUGGGGCCCGCGCGUCGGCUUGGACAUCCGCUUGGUCUCUCGCCCAGCUUCGGUGUUCGUGCGAGCCCCAUGCCUCCCUGCACAACUUGAAGCACCUCGGGGCGAGGUUCGCGUCGCCAAGGGAGUGAUGCGUUGCCAGCGUGAUCGGCAGCGACAUCAGAAGCUUCAGGAGGCGCGCGACGUGCAGGACCUCCCGCGCGGCGACUUGCUCAAUGAUGAGGGCGACCACCUGUUCGAGGACCACUGCGCGCAGCAUCGCCCCCGGCGGUGCGAGGAUAGCGAGCGGCCCGCCUACGUGCACGAGGCGCAGCAGAUCGUCGACGACAGCAACUUGCAGGGCAGCGACGUCACCGCCCAGGGCGUGGCGUAUCAGCGCGGCCCGCGCAUGGGCGACAUGAUGGCUAAGCAGCAUGCAGUCUGGUCGGUGGCAGCCGCAGCGCAACUAGCUGAACUGUGUGAGUCGCACCUAAAGACGCUGCUCGUCGAGCCCACCAACUCCAUCUACGGUCACUCGGUAGCCAGCGAGAUGUGCAGUCUCUGGGCUAGUUUUCAUGCGGGGGACCAGGGGCAGCUGAUCGCACUGGGCAUAUUCAAGUACUCUCGUUACCAAAUACAGGCGAUCGACAACAUCAAGGGCUCCAUGAAGGGCGCCCACCGCUACCUCAAGAAGCUGGAGCAGCAGGCGUUGGCGGAGACCUGCCUGGAUGUCGCUGGGCAGGAGGUGCGCGACGCGGUGCAGAUGACUACUGAGAUCAGAGCGGCCUGCUGGGCGGAGCGGUGGACGCCCCAGUCGCGCCGAUUGCCGGCGAUCCGCGCUGUCCUCGGUGAGCUUCGUCACCGUGCCCACGGGGAGCUAGCGCGGCGACCCUGCCACGACCGCGACAGCCCGGUGCAGGCCCUGCGGUCUUUCCCGAAGUCCACGGGCAAGGGUUCGGGUCAGCGGGCGCCCUCCCGCAUUCUGGUGCUGUCCGACCAGGAGCAGGAGGCCUUUGUCACGCUCUUGAACAUGAUCGAGCGCAGGCACGAGACCGGCAACGAGUGCGACGCCGGCCUGCUGCCCAUGCCAGUUCGCAUCUGGGGUCGCAUGACGAAGACCGCUAUGACGGCCGCGAUGCUCACCAUGAUGCUGGAUGAGACCAGGGCGCGCGUGGGCAUCAACGAGCAGAGCAACUUCCUGGUGGACGUCGAGAAGUUCUACGACCAUGUGGAUCUGGAGCUCAUGAUCCGCCAGGCGAGCGGCGCUUUCGCAGAGGCCAUCGUUCCCAACCGCUCCAUCGUGCCAGGCUACGGGAAGGCCAACCAGUGUGCGCGCGUCUUCCGGCAGCGGCCACUUGAACGUGCUUUAAUACAGGGCAUGUUGGACACGGGUCUGAAGGUCUCGCCGAAGUCCAUGCUGAUGAUGACCAACCCCGAGCACGAGGACCUGGUGUUGCAGCAUGUCGUCUCCGCCACGGGCAUCAGUAUCAAGAAGACGACAUGGGCCAAGGACCUGGGAGUGGACUGUUCGAUGGGAGUUCUGCGAGCUUGCACUACCACCAAGGGCCGUAUGACAGUGGCGCAGGCGCGCGCCAAAUCAGCUGGCUACCAGAUAGAUGAUGAUUGUCCGCGCUGCGAGUUGGCAAAGGACACGAUCGCCCACCGCCUGUGCGACUGCAUGCAGAACGCUGGGGUCGAGCACGAGUGGGUGCUCCGCACGGGAGGGUGGCUGAAGGCGCUGGACGGCAACGCGUUUACACCAGAAGGCGUCCAGACAUCCUGCACCUCGGGCAAGGGUGGCAUGAUUGACUACGUGAUUGUGCCCGACAGUUUCCGCCCCUUCCUGGAUGGCGUCUACCCUGUUCGCGUCGCCAAGGGAGUGGCGCGUUGGCAGCGUGAUCGGCAGCGACAUCAGAAGCUUCAGGAGGCGCGUAACGAGCAGGACCUUCAGCGCGGCGACUGGCUCAAUGGUGAGGGCGACCACCUGUUCGAGGACCACUGCGUGCAGCAUCGCCACCGGCGGUGCGAGGAUAGCGAGCGGCCCUCCUGCGUGCGCGAGGCGCAGCAGAUCGUCGACGACAGCAACUUGCAGGGCAGCGACGUCACCACCCAGGGCGUGGCGUAUCAGCAGGGCCCGCACAUGGGCGACAUGAUGGCUCAGCAGUAUGCAGUCUGGGACCAGGAGCAGCUGACCGCAUUGGGCAUAUUCAGGCACUCUCGUUACCAAAGACAGGUUCAGACUACGAUGUCCACUUCUCUUCCGGAGCUGAAGUCGCUGCGUGACAGGGAAGGCGUUGGCGGAGACCUGCCUGGUGCCGCUGGGCAGGAGGCGCGCGACACGGUGCAGAGAACCACUGAGAUCAGAGCGGCCUGCUGGGCGGAGCGGUGGACGCCCCAGUCGCGCCGAUUGCCGGCGAUCCGCGCUGCCCUCGGUGAGCUUCGUCACCGCGCCCGCGGGGAGCUAGCUCAGCGACCCUGCCACGACAGCGACAGCCCGGUGCAGGCCCUGCGGUCUUUCCCGAAGUCCACGGGCAAGGGUUCGGGUCAGUGGGCGCCCUCCCGCAUUCUGGCGCUGUCCGACCAGGGACAGGAGGCCUUUGUCACGCUCUUGAACAUGAUCGAGCGCAGCUUCACUUGGCCGCAUCAGUUGCUUCGCAACUGGUGCGCCCUGCUCCCGCAGGGCACCAAGCAGGAGAUCGGCAACGAGUGCGACGCCGCGCGCUGGGGCGCCGCCGUCAAGAGCAGCAACGCGCUCCACGCCGCGAUGCUCACCAUGGUGCUGGAUGAGACCAUGGCGCACGUGGGCAUCAACGAGCAGAGCAACUUCCUGGUGGCCAUCGUUCCCAACCGCCCCAUCGUGCCAGGCUGCGGGAAGGCCAACCAGUGCGCGCGCGUCUUCCGGCAGCGGCCACUUGAACGUGCUCUAGUGCAGGGCAUGUUGGACAUGGGUCUGAAGGUCUCGCCGAAGUCCAUGCUGAUGAUGACCAACCCCGAGCGCGAGGACCUGGUGUUGCAGCAUGUCGCCUCCGCCACGGGCAUCAAUAUCAAGAUGUCGAAAGGGGCCAAGGACCUGGGAGUGGACUGUUCGAUGGGAGUUCUGCGAGCUUGCACUACCACCAAGGGCCGUAUGACAGUGGCGCAGGACACGAUAGCCCACCGCCUGUGCGACUGCAUGCAGAACGCUGGACUCGAGCACGAGCGGGUGCUCCGCACGGUUGUGCUCCAGAGCGCGGGCGCCGCGCACCUGCUGAGCUACAGGGCCUGCUCGCUGAACAUGGACGAACGCAUGGCACCUGACCACCAGCCAGACGACAACGCCGAUACUGCAGCACGGGACCACUGGACGCUGAGCAUCAAUUUCAACAUCAUCACGAACAUAGAGGGCCAGCACAUGCAGGAUUACAACACGCUGGUCUUGAAUUGCUGGACGCUGAGCUUCAAUUUCAACAUCAACACGGACACGGAGGGCCAGUACAUGCAGGAUUACACCACGCAGACCAUGAAUUGCCACCAGUGGAACAAGUGCGCGCUGACCCUGAAUUGCCACCUGGAAUUGAUUUUCGACAUGAACGGCCCGACCUACGGGGCCGCGCAGGCGCCGUCGAGCUUCACCGAGACACUCACCGACGCUCCCACUCGCGUCACACCUAUCCUGUUCACAGACCUCAACCAUGGACUAGGACGACGAUCACGUCAGCUCCAUACUGACAGUGCGAUCGGCAGCUACCACGCCAGCGACGAGACCGAGUUCGGACGCUUCAUUCACGACCAGCUGCUGACCCAUCAGCUGACAGCCAUCAACACGCACAUUGACGUGGGCAACACCUACUACGGGCCCAACCAAGCUAGAUCACGCAUUGACUACUUCAUCGGCUACGACAAUCUCAUGGAGAUCGUGAAAUACGUGAAGCUCGGCGCCAACAUCACGAACAACAGCAUCCGCUGGGACUUCGGCCUCCUUGCUGCUGGGCUCCAGACGGGCGCCCGCCGCGCUGCUUUUCUCAAUGACGUCUACGCCGAGAUCAGCAACCACAGGGAGGAGGACAACCACAAAGGUACCAACGAGCUCGACUUGAACGUCUCCGCUUGCUUAAAGAACGUGCCGACUACCGAGCUCGACGACUACCCUUCAACCGUGCGGCCCUGCGCGAGGUCCAACGACGACUACGAGCGCGCCAACGCUGGAUGGACCACUGGUGGAAAGUCAGUCUCGACCAGGACACCCCUGCUGCACGCGCUGCCAUUCGUCAGUCGGUGGAACACAUCGUGGGCAGCGACCUUCGCAGCAGAGCGAGACACCGACCACUUCGACGACUACGGGCAGCACAGCGUUCAGCAGCAGAAGUACAUGCAACACCUCAAGGGACACCUCGGGUGGCUAUUGUUUCCUCUGCGCCUACUCUUCCUGUGCUACCUCCUGGACCAGGGGAUGGCGCCCAAGCAGAGAGCGUCGUGGCGACUCCCGCUGGGCUCCUCCCAGGGCUCGACGGGCUCUGGCACCGCCUCCAGCGCCGCGGCAGCAGCCGCGCCCAUCGAGGUGGACGAGGGAGACAACGGCGAAAAGGACAUGAAGACCGACCAGCCCAGCCGACGCCCAGCCCGCCGUGGAGGACGCCGCGGGCGCCGCGGCACUCACAACCCCAAGGCCUGGAGCAGCAAGGACAAGAACUUGCUGGACGUGCUUCGGUCGACCCUGAAGCUGCUGCUCCAGACGACGCACAAGACUAGGCUGAACAGCAGCAUCAACACGGACACCUACACGAUGAGCAACGAGCAUCCAGUGAUCAUAGCCAUCACGCAGGAGCUCGAGGGCUACAAGCACACCUUGGACUCCCUCAGGAAGAGCGGCACCCCAGAGGACAAGAAACGCCUGCAGGAGAUAGGAUCUCCAGCCCCGUCCCUCGCGCUCGCGGCCUUGGAAGGAUCGCGCAAGUGCGACGCGGGCGGAUCCAUGAAGGGGGCCAUUCGCAACUACCUGCUCCGAGCGGAGCCCGAGGACAUCGAGGCGGAGGCCGAGAUCAGCAAGGAGGAUCUCCUCGACGUCAUCUCCUUCGUGCGCCUGGAGAAGUGCUACGACGACACCAAGACGAAGCUGGUGAUCGGCGCGCCCAUGUGGGAGGGCCGAGUCUUGAUCAGCCGCGCCCUCGAGGCCGAGGGCCAAGCGGUCCACCGCAGAGGCGUGGCCCCAGCGGGCUGGCUCGAGGAAGAGGUCGGCCACUGGCUGGAGACCCUCGAGCAGAGCUAUUCGAGGUGGAGGCCCUACCUGAGUUCGAUACAAUCGCCGAAGACGAAGCGGCCGAACACCUUUUCAGCUAGCACCUGCACGUUGCUCGGCAUGCGCUGCGCAG